CAGGUCUAACAGACCCCGUAAAAGGAGCAAACCCGUAUAAUAACCGCCGAUUUGAGGGUUUCGGCUCUACCCGGCCGUCUAGCACGCCCCGUAAAAACGGCCCCCGAAUCGUUUUUUGCUGUUUUCGAGUACGGGGCGGGUCGUCGCCCCCUACUUGUGCGGGGUGGGAGCUGGGAUAGUGGGCGAAGCCAGUAUCCCAAUUCCGAAAGCGCGCGCGGACAUUUCAGUUCCCCCCACCCGUUUUCCCCCGCGCGCCGCCGCCGCCACCCGCGCGCCGCCGCCGCAAUCCGUCAGAUCCGCGCCCCUCCGCCGUCCGCCGAGCCGCGUCGAGGUUCGUCGACGCCCGCCGCACCUCCGCCGCACCCCCGCCGAAGUUCCGCGUCCCUCCGCGCGCGCCGCCCGCCCUCCCGCCGUGGUCUUCUCCGCCGAUGGCUUCGGAGGAUGUGCACAUGGCGGAUUUGGACGCGACGUCGACCGAUUGGUCGUCGUCGGAUUCCGACGAUUCGGAUAUCGACGAGUUGCUCAACGACGACGAGACGGAGAUGAUGCUGCUCCUGUUCGGCUUGAAGCAAACGGAGGACCGCAUGAAGCUGCUGGAUCAGCGGAAAGGAUCCGUGAUGGGGCGUAUGUGCAUUCCGCGGAACCGCGCGCUCGGCCACGAACAGCUGAUGCAAGAUUAUUUCGCCGAGGUACCGACCUAUCCUCCCCGCCUCUUCCGUAGACGGUACCGAAUGCGUAGGACUUUGUUCGAGAAAAUCGUCAAAGAUUGCGAGGCAAAUUGCGAUUAUUUCAAGCAAAGAAGAAAUGCUGCCCAAGUCAUGGGAUUUAGCCCAUACCAAAAAAAAUCUGCCGCCAUGAGGGUUAUUGCAUACGGUAUACCAGCAGAUUAUACCGAUGAGUACCUUCGCAUUGGUGUGCAAACAACCACGGAUUGCGUGCGUAUGUUUGCCAAGAUGGUGAUCAAGUUGUAUGGAGAGAAGUAUCUCCGAGCUCCAAAUGAGGAUGAUACAAAAAGGCUCAUGGAGAUCAAUGAAAAGAGGGGGUAGCCGGGGAUGCUUGGUAGUUUGGAUUGCAUGCAUUGGACAUGGAAAAAUUGUCCAAAAGCAUGGCAUGGAAUGUAUUGUGGCAAAAGCCGUGAUGCUACCAUUGUUCUUGAA
Lolium perenne is the source of this 1157-nucleotide messenger RNA. RefSeq lists its product as uncharacterized. The record is from RefSeq and is a predicted model, not a curated record. NCBI's taxonomy places the organism in Eukaryota, Viridiplantae, Streptophyta, Magnoliopsida, Poales, Poaceae.